AUGGAUAGGGUUUUUAGCGAAAGAGAUCGACUUCCAAAUGGUAAAUUAUUUAAUCGGUUCGAGUUCAGUAAGGACAGGCUUCAUCAUGUUUUUGAUCCAGUAAGUAAUUUUUUUUGAUUUGCUGGUUUUAGGUAUGGAGGUCAUGGAUAACAUAAGGUUUUGAUGUAAAUCUUGGUGGAAGGGCGUUAAAAAUUUUAAAUUUUAUGUUUGUGCUUUUCUUUAGAAUGUUUUCUUUAUGAUUAUGAAGUUUUAAAAGUUAAAAUUUCUUGAUUUUUAAGAUGUUGAAAGUUGAACAUCUUGAAGGUAGCAUAAUAUAUAUUUUUUGACGUAUCUCUUUGAGAUGAAGUAGAAAUUUAUGGUUUUUACGUUAUAAUGCUGUAGUUUAAUGUUAUUUAUAUUACUUAUAAGUUUUACAUCUUUAAAUGUACUGAUUUUGUAAAUAUUGAAAGAAUAGUCAGCUGUGUCGUGGUUAAUAUAAUGUUUUUGAAUAGAUCUCUUGAACGACUUGCUGUCAUAGCUUGAUUUUUGGCUUAAAUUAUACAUAACAUUCUUAUAUUACUGUUUUAAACAGCUUUAGGUCUUAUUUGACUGAUUUAAAUUACUCAGAUCGUCGUAACAUCACAUAAGUCAAGUACAAUGUAACUUUUCAAAUAACUUUGCAAUUAUAGCAUGGCUUUUUAAAUGAAUAUCCUGUCACAUCACUGGUGCUCACUACCAAGUACAAAUUGUAUGGAUUCUCGAACAAAUCUCACGAAUUCACGCCAGAAAAUCGAGUAAGCUGACAUCAAGUGUAAUAUACCGUUUUCUUCAAAGUUUUACAUUUUUUUGUUAGAACAGUAAUUUUUCCUUAUUUUAGUGUAAAAUUGAAGUUUUUGGCGAAACGUUCAAGAGUGUCAAGCAUUGUUAUGAUAGCUUCAUGUUCAGAGAGUUGUGUGGAGUUGAUCCGCCUGCAGAUUCGGAUAAUGCACUCAAUUUGAUCGAGCGAAACGUAAGUUUUUUGAUCUUAUUUUUUGUUUUGAUGUUUAGAUAGAUUAAGAAGAAGGUCUUGGAAGCUAUUUGACCAAAUUUUGGUUUGGUACAGUUUGGUUUAGGCUUGUGGUGUAGCUGUUUUUAAGUUUUUGAUGUGGAUAAGAUAGUAGGCGAAGCAAAUGGCUUUAGAUCUUUUCACAAGGCACAAAAUUGAAAAAAAAAACUUCCUUUACAAGGCUUAAAAUGCAAUAACUUUCUUUACAAAACAAAAAAUGGCAAGAACUUUUUUUACAAGGCGAAGAUGGUAAGAACUUUCUUUACAAAGCAAAGAUGGCAACAACUUUUUUUACAAAACAAAGAUGGCAAAAACUUUCUUUACAAAACAAAAAAUUGCAAAAAAUUUUAAAAAGUUUAAUUUUAAUCUAAAACGUCAUUUUAGGUAUCAACAAAGGACUGGGAAGAAUGGGUUCUAAAGCGGGGUAUGUUGUGCAUGCAGAUGGCCAUUUUGGAACGUGCCAAAUGUGACAAAAUGUUCAGAUCCAAAAUGAACUCGAUCAACGAUAGGAUGAUAGUCUAUCGAUAUCGAAACGACACUUUCUAUGGCGUAAGUACGUCAGCUGAGGAGUUGGAACGGUGGCACAGAAACAUGGCCGAAAAUCAGCUCUCUAUCACCUUCCCAACCCAGUUCCCAAUAACUCAUAAACAACUUCAUGGGGUUCCAAAUAUUAACAAGAAGGGACGAAAUGUGCUGGGAAUCAUGCUGAUGGCAUUGCGCGAGACGGUGAGUGGUUCAUUGAAAGGUCAGGGUAUAGUGCUUUGUCAGGGAGAGGUAGGGGUGUGGAUGGGUUGCUUUAAAAAAGGUUAAGAAAAAUUAGGCUUACUAUUAGACUUACUGCUUCGACUAUUAUUUUUUACAGUGAUAGUUUUAGAAUUACGCACACAUUUUUCAGUGUGGCUACGCAAUAUAGAUUCAGCUACGCAAUUUUAGGCUUAGAUAAGCAGUUUAGGCUUACCGCAAAGAAUUCCAGGCUUAGCACGCAUUUUUAGGCUUAUUUACGCAAUUAUAGACUUAGCACAGGAUUUUAGGCUUGGGCACACAAUUUUAAGCUUAAGCACAUAAGUUUAGGUUUAGUUACGCAAUUUUAGGAUUAGACACAUAAUUUUAGGCUUAUCACCUCAUUUUAGGCUUAGAUACGCAAUUUAGGCUUAAGCACACAAUUUUAGGCUUAAUUAUAUAAUUUAGUUUUAGCACGUAAUGUUAGGCUUAGGUACGCAUUUUUUGGCGUAGGCACUUAAUUUUAGGCUUGAGUACACAAUUUUAGGCUUAAUUACAUAAUUUUAGUCUUAGCAGACCAUUGUAGGGUUAGUUGUAAGACUAUUUUUUUAUUUUCAGCAAAAGCGCAUCCCCCUGGACGAUAUCGAAAUCAAUUUGGAGCCAUUAGUUACAAUGGAACGGCCAAUCUCAUUCUCGACUCGACUAACCCAGCUGAAGCGAAUUCACGGUGCCGCUUCAACCUCAACCUCACUGGCUGGCAGCCGGCUUUCAUUAAACACCAUCGCUUCGGAAUACCAACCAGCCAACAUCCUCUACAACGGCAGUCUAGCCGAGAAGCGGUGCCGUUUCGAAUCGGACCUAUUCGAGACUCGAGAAGGCACCCCAUGUACCUUGAUGGGCGACAUGAACUGUGCUGAUCAGUCGGAUGAUGAGUUUGUUGAAGUUGAGACAAAACGACUGGUCAUUCCGAAGAUACAGUACGAAGAGGAAGAGUACAAGGAUGGAGUAUCCAGUGAUGAUGAAGUGACCUUUUUGGGAGAGGUUCCGGCUAGGUAAGGAUAAUAUACGAAAGGUUUGUGUUGAGGGGUGGGGUAAUGGAGUAUGAGUUUGGAAAGGUGGUGGUAAGGCUAAUACUAAGAGGUUGGAAGGGUGGGGUAAGAAAAAGAUUAGGAAGGGGUGGAGUAAUGGAAAUAUGUGUUUAUAAGGGGUGGGGUAAGGGGGAUAUGGAGGAUUUUUAAGUAGAUAAAUUGUGGGUGGGGUAAAGAGGUUUUUAUGUUCUGAUACAGGGGUGGUUGGGCGGAUUUUUAUGAUUUUUUCACAUGUGAGCUUAAGGGCAGAGACUAAAGAAGCAAGGCUUGACUUUUAGGCUAGGCCAAAAAAUUGGGUCCGGUCUUUUGACAGGUGUAGGGUGGGGUCAGAGAAAGGGGAGAGGGUGGUUAUAAAAAAAUUUUUGAAAAAACAAAAAAUAGCAAGAACUUUCUUUAAAAAUCGUAAAAUGGCAAGAACUUUCUUUACAAUGCAUAAAAUGACAAGAAUUUUGUUUACAUAACAAAAAAUGGCAAGGACUUUCUUUACAAAAUGAACAAUAUUAAAAAUUUCGUACCAAUUCAAGAAGUGGAUUAAAACUACGUUACUGGCCAUUUUUAACCUAACCUUAUAUAAUUGACCUAUUUUCAGUCGAAUCGCUCCAGAGAAACGCCACGAAUUCCAACCCCUGGAUGAGCCGAUGGAAGAAAAGCCGUCUCGUGAAGAGUUGGCCGAAGCCACAAAUGAACCUCGCAAGAGCCUGCUUUGGAACUUCCCCGCCAUCUUCGACAGCACAGCUCGCGGUCGAGCUUCAGUUGGAUCCUGUGAUUCGGGUCACGGCUCAAACAGCACAUUGAACCGAGGAUCGACCAGUAGCAUCGACAGUAAUGGCCAAAACGAACAGAAUCAACCGAGUGGUGCAUUCCAAAAUCAAUCUGGUGCUGAUGGCUUUGCUGAACUGGCGAAACGACCGUCUCAAAAUGUCACUGCUGGAAGUGGAAGAACGUUUGGAGAAGGACAGAGCGUGGGGUAGGGUUUGGUAUUUAAUAGAGGGAAAUUUAUUUGGUAUGGCUCUUGAUAGUAUGACAUAUUUUUUCUGGUUAAAAUGGUCCUUUGUUCUUAUUAGGUGCCGACAUAAAGAACCCGCCAUACUUUUCCUGUAAUUUCCUUUAACAAAUGGCGGGUUCUUUGUGUCGGUACCUAUUAUAAUAGCACGGCAGUCCCUUGAAUGUCAGAUUAAAGAGGUUUGACCGUAUAUUUUUAUGUUGUUGUAGGCAAAAAGGAGGAAAAAGUUUUGUUGUAGUAGACAAAUGGGGAUAUUUUUUGGAGGAGGUGUUUUUAAAAAUUAUUGUUACUAGGUAAGGGCUUUAAAAUUUCUUAGGUUGGGGUGCUUUUUUAAUAAAUUUGUGGAGGGGUGUUUUCGGAAAAAUUUUUUUAAAGGGGCAAAAACUUUCUUUCCAAAACAAAAAAUGGCAAGAAUUUUGUUUACAAAGCAAAAAAUGGCAAGAACUUUGUUUACAAAAAAAAUGGCAAGAACUUUUGUUACAAAACAAAAAAUGGCAAGAACUUUCUUUACAGAACAAAAAAUUACCGGAAUUCUCUUUACAAAAUAAAAAUGGCAAGAACUUUCUUUACAGAACAAAAAACGACAAAAAUUUUCUUUACAAUACAUACAUUGGAAGCAAUUUUUAAUUUAAUGAUUUGAUACCUAAAGUAACAUAAUUUUAGAAAUCCAUUUGAAUCCCGCAACCCAGAACCUUCCGGAGACUUUGAAUUUGCCGUUCCGACCGCUCGAAUUCUUCAAAAGGCCAACAAAAGUGCACCCAAAGAGAGCCCCUUCAACUUGAGUACCGAUUCAGUCUUCAAUCAUUAUCAGGACCGGUCCAGAAACCCAUCCGAAUCCAGCUUUUCAUCUCAGAACUCAGCCUCAACUCAACGAUCUCAGAAGUUCAUCUCCCUCGAACAGGUAUUCAUGUCCAGAGUGGGAAAGAAGGCUCCAGCUCAAGACGAAAGUAACCCCAACACUACCAACGAAUCCACAAAUCCAUUCGCAGAUAGUGACAUCAGCUCAACAAGUUACCAGAACCAGACAGUAUCAACAGGAAACGAAGCUACGAAGCUGAAAAGACCGAUCGGCGUACCUCGAGUACCAGUAACACUGCCGAAUCAACAUGAUGAUGUAGAUCAAGAAGAUCAUUUGAAUAUAUCGGCAGAAGAAGAGGACCGAUUACUGGGCCAAAGUCCCAUCGAACAGAAGCCUUUUAUCAUUGCACAGCCCAGGAAGAAUAAGGUAGGGAUUGGAAAAGUAAUUUUGGAUUAGGGGUGGGGGUGGGUGGAGUAAUUAGGUUUUGGAUCGGGGUGGGUGGGGUAAUUCUUGAAGGUUAUGAAUCGGAGGGGGGGGGGCUUGGAAAAAGAUUUUUAUUGGGGUGGGUAGGGCUUGGAAAAGGUUUUGAAAGGAGGUGGGUAGGGAUGAUUAGAGAACGUUUUCGAUGGGGGGAGGGGGGUGGGGUGAUUGGAGGUUUUGAAGAGGGUAAAGUGAUUGGAGAGCGAGAGGCUGGGAAGAUGUGGAGGAUGAUUUUGAACAGAAUAAAAAGAGGGGGGGGGGUGGUAUUGAUCAUAAAAAAUUUUGAAAAACAGAGGGUAUGGGUAUUAAUAUUAAACUUUUCUUAAAGCCCCCCCCACCUCUCCCCUCUUUACACACACCCUACAGUUUGCUCUAUACCUUCUUACCCGCACCCCUACUCAUCCCUCCCCCCCCUCCUUACACUCCCUACCUCGAUUUGAUCACAGUUAUCUUCCACUCCUCUUGCCAAAACCUUUGCUUGUUAAAACCUUAUAUUUUACAGUAAUUUUAAUCCAAUAUCAUACUAUAAUCUCUAUUUUCAGAGUGACCCGGAAGUUGUGACACUGGACUAG
Bursaphelenchus okinawaensis is the source of this 5686-nucleotide messenger RNA. The record is from the annotation of a GenBank genome assembly. Lineage: Eukaryota; Metazoa; Nematoda; Chromadorea; Rhabditida; Aphelenchoididae.